ACGAACAAGCCGACGCAAGGGAAAAGCAGCGGGAUCAGUACCUGCCCCGCCCCGUCCCGCACUACACGCGCCCACGCGACAAGGCCGCACCGUGUGCCGGUGCCACGCCAGUGACGCCACCCCACCUCGGCCCUGCACAACUAGCUAGGCGAGCAGCGAGCAGCGAGCAUCGGUGGCGCCCGGGUCCCCGCAGUAAUAAAAGGAGAGCAGGGGUGCGCUGCGUCAGAUGGCCGCCCCCUCGCUCUCCAUCCCCCUCACCACCCGGGCGCCUCUGCUCCGCCUCCUCCUCCGCCGCCGCGGCCUAGCCCACUCCGCCUCGCCGCCCAAACUCCCCGUCUGCUCUGCGCCUCCUCGCCACCGCCGCGGCGCGCUCUUCCUCGGACCCGGAGCAGGUGCAGGUGAAAGGCAGAGAAGUGGAGUGGGGAGCAGAACCAUGUCGGCUUCCAUAUAUUCGACAAAGGUGGACGCCGAAUCGGCAAUGACCACGAAUGGAAGAGAUGUGGAGCUGCUACCAUUCGUGAAUGACAAACAUGGAGGUGUCAUUAUUGAGAUGACCACCCCGAUGGAUCCUCAACUUUUUUCAGCUUCCUUGAAAUCUUUAUUGUCGAAAUGGAGGGAGCAGGGAAUAAGAGGUGUCUGGAUAAAAUUGCCAAUCAGCCUUGCCAACCUUAUUCAAUCAGCAGUAGAGGAAGGAUUCUGGUACCAUCAUGCAGAGGAAACUUACCUAAUGCUUGCGUACUGGCUCCCGAACACGCCUCAUACAUUGCCUGUGAAUGCUACUCACCGUGUGGGCGUUGGAGCUUUUGUAAUGAAUGACAAAAGAGAGGUAUUGGUUGUACAGGAAAAAAGCGGUGUACUUAAGGGGCUUGGUAUAUGGAAAUUCCCAACUGGAGUUGUUGAACCAGGGGAAGAUAUAAACAUUGGAGUUGUAAGAGAAGUAAAAGAAGAGACUGGGGUUGAUGCAGAAUUCGUUGAGGUACUUGCCUUCAGGCAGAGCCACAAAGCUUAUUUUGAAAAAUCGGAUCUAUUUUUUGUGUGCAUCCUAAGGCCACUUUCCUUCGACAUUACUAAACAAGAGUCUGAAAUCGAGGAUGCUCAGUGGAUGCCGGUGGAGGAAUUCGCGGCACAACCGUUUGUCCAGCAACAUGAACUCGUGAAGUACAUUCUCGAGGUCGGUCUGGCUAAGGCCGACAAGGAAUACACGGGAUUUUCACCAAUCAGCAUAAAAUCAGCGUUCUCGCCGAAACAGUCCUUGUUUUACAUGAACAGGAGGGACCUGGAGAAAGCCUCAGGACCCAUCAUCAAUACACAAAAAGAUAGUUGAAAUUCCAGUCAGAUUUACGAAAGUGUUGAAGAACUCAUGCUCGAUUACUCAGUUGUUCGAUUGGUAGCUUGUACACCUGAUUUUGACGUAUGAUGCCUGUCCCCUACCAUUAUAUCGAUUCACAAAGAGAUACUAUAACCUAGCAAAAGUGCAACGGAAGUUGUUGUACUUGGACGUCAAAAAGGAAGAAAUUAAUGCGCUACUCGUUGUCAAAUUUGUAUCGAUGAGUGUACAAAUAAUGGAACAUAUCAAAGAUUUUUUGUUUUUGUU
Molecule: messenger RNA, 1594 nt
Organism: Aegilops tauschii subsp. strangulata
Lineage: Eukaryota; Viridiplantae; Streptophyta; Magnoliopsida; Poales; Poaceae
Product: nudix hydrolase 2
Molecular function (GO): NAD binding; NADH pyrophosphatase activity; ADP-ribose diphosphatase activity
Source: RefSeq, a predicted model, not a curated record